UUUGAGCAUUGGACUCGUAGCCGACGGCUCCACCGAGCUUGUCAACGCGUGCGCUACGCAGCGCCUCGGCCACCGCACUGCUCUCCCAAGCACAAAAAAAUGCAGCCUUAAAAUGGUCCGUAAAAAGACGACACCAAACCACGCCGACGUGCUGGAAGCCGCGAAGACCGGCGACUUGGCCUUCCUCGAAGAAGCGAGCGCGGACCGGCUCCUCGCCGCUAUUGACGCGCAUGGAUGUACGGCGCUGCACUGGGCGGCCGGCUCCGGACAUGUUGAAUGCGUCAAGUACCUCGUCUCGCAAGACCUGGACCCGUCUCAGAAGCAAACGACGAACGGCCGCACGCCCCUACAUUAUGCUGCAAGGAACGGUCGAACCGAAGUCUGUCGUUUGUUAAUCGAAGUGUAUCAGGUGCAAGCGGACGCUCUAGCCGACGCGGACGUCACGCCUUUUCAACUGGCCUGCUGGCAGGUUCAAGAGGAAGUGAUGCGCUACCUCGCGUCGCGGCACGACGUCGACUGCGGGCGCGUGAACGAUUUUGGCUGCUCCGCGCUGCAUUGGAUCGCACUAGCACCGUCGACGGUCGAGGUCGACGCGCACCUGCGCUGUUGCACGUGGCUCGAAGAGGUGAUUGAUGGCGACUGGUCGCUGACCAAUUCGCAGGGUCACGAGCCCCUUCACAAGGCGGCGUUUAGCGGUCACCUACAUAUGUGCGCGUGGCUCGUCGAGGCUAAGGGUAGGAGGGAGGUGCCCGACGCGCAUGGGAAUUACGCGGCGGAUCUGGCGCGGGAGGGCGGGCAUGACAACGUGGCGCAAUAUUUAGCGACGACGGCGGCGCCCGACCGUGAAAAACUCGCAGCGAAGCUAGCGAAGCUGAGCGGGACGCGCGUGGACGCCAGCGACGCCGCGAGCUUGACCAAGGCCUUCCGCCAGGCGGCUUUACUCCAUCACCCUGACAAAAGCGGCGACGCUCGUGUUUUCGACGACUGCGUGCAAACGUAUCGAAAACUCGUCGACGGCGUGCCGGGCAAUCCAUUGCGCGACCCCGACCGGAUCGGCUCGUUGCUCGGGUCUUCUUCGUCGAAGUUCGCCCGCUUCGAGGCGAAAUUGCUCGUGGUGCUCUUAGAGCAGCCUUCCGGACUGGCCCUCGGGUCUUUGAAGAAGAGAUAUCAGCGGGCCUUCCCCUCCGAUCAUGCUGAUUUUCCUGAACCGAAGGACCACGGCUACCGCAAGCUCGCCCAUUUGUUGAGAAAGGAGUGUUCCAAUUCGUGCCGCGUCGACGACAAUUGCAUCUUGCACGCGGCGCGCGCGAAGAGCGACGUCGAGCGGCUGCUCCUGCUGGACGGCGGCGACCCCUCGCCGCCGCCACCACCCUGA
Pelagomonas calceolata is the source of this 1375-nucleotide messenger RNA. NCBI's taxonomy places the organism in Eukaryota, Pelagophyceae, Pelagomonadales, Pelagomonadaceae. The record is from the annotation of a GenBank genome assembly.